UCAUUUAGCCAUUGUGUUUCUGUGAUUGCCACUGUUUGUGUUUUCUUGCAGUAUGGAGCAAAAAAGCCUCCAAGAAGAACUAACUUGUGCCAUAUGUUUAAAUAUUUACAAAGAUCCGGUGGUGAUCCCCUGCCAGCACAGCUUCUGCUACGAGUGCAUCAAGGAAUAUUGGAUACAGAAGCCUUACAACAUCAGUUGUGAUUGCCCUCAGUGCCGAAUGAAAUUUGAAACGCAGCCAAGCUUGGAGAAAAACUUCACCUUGUGCAACAUAGUCAACCAGAUUCAACCCAGCAGCCCUGGCCCAGAGACACCAGACAGUGUGAUGUGCGAUUUCUGUGUGGAUGGCACCACAGCAGCGACAAGGAGCUGCCUGAAGUGUGAGACUUCCUUCUGCUCGCUACAUUUACAGGCACACCUUACCCGACAAAACCUCAAGGAACACAUGCUGUGCAGACCUGUUGCCAACUUUUCAGAGAGGAAAUGCUCAGUACACAGCAAGGUGUUUGAGUUCUACUGCAAGGAAGAUGGAUGUUGUGUCUGCGCCUCGUGUAGCGUCCAUGGGACACACAGAAAUCACACUUUACUGAGCCUGGAGGAAGCAGCUCUGACUGCCAAGGUGCUUUUAAAAGAUGAAGUGACAGAUCUUAAAAGAUCAAUGUCAGACUUGCGGAAAAUGAAGCUACACCUGAAUAAAAUGGAGGCAGAUGUACUGACUCAAACUGAGAGAUACAGAAGUCGAAUAUUACUGACAUACAGUGAAAUCCAGAAGCAGACAAAAGAGGAUGAGCAGUUUGUGUUGCAGCAGAUUAAUCUUCAAAAGCAAGAAGUGAUUUCUAAGAUCGAACAACAUUGUAAGCAGGUUGAUGCAGUAAUGCAGACCCUCAAAGAAAAGGAGAAAGACAUUCAGGACAACUUAGCCAAUGAGCCGCUGUCUCUUAUACAGGCUGUUGAUCCUUCCACCUACCAGGCAGCUGAGAUUGAAAGCUUUCCAGAUCCUCCAGAUGAUCUUAAACUACAUGAGAGCAAAUUCCUCAGCAUCCUCAGAGAACGAACCCAGCAGCAUCAUGGCUAUUUAACAGCAAUAUGGCACAUCUUGAAUUGCCAGAGUUUAACUUUUGAUCUAAAUACCGUCCACACCAAUCUAACUGUCUCCCAGGAUCGUAAGACUGUCACUUGGUCAGAGUCGAAACAGUCAUACUCACCACAUCCAGAGAGAUUUACCUACGAUUCACAGGUCUUGUGCUCAGAAUGUUUUAACACUGGAAUCUCCACCUGGGACAUCAAGAUCAGCGGAGAAUAUUUCAAGGUAGGCGUCGCUUAUCAGAAACUGGAAAGGAAGAAACUCCUGACGUCUAUCCUGGGUCAAAAUUCAGCAUCCUGGUGCAUCUGUUCUCUGAAAGGGGAAUUUAAAGCUUGGCACAACAAUAUCUGCACCUACUUUACUCCUACCAAAGAUCUUAAACACAUUCGUGUUUGUUUGGAUUAUGAAGGUGGAACACUGUCUUUCUACCAGGUCACUAACACUCUGCUUCAUCUGCACACCUUUAAAACUACUUUCUCUGAGCCUGUGUAUCCCGCCUUCAAGUGUGGGGAUGACACAACUAUGACUCUGUGUUAGUCUUCAAGAGUUGUGCGUAAGCAAUACGUAGACUCACAAACACAUCACUGCUAAAAUGUCAGUGCAGGAGAUUCCAAUUUUACCAAAGGUCUGUCUGGUGUGGCCCAGAAACUAAUGCACUGGCGUUCAAACCAUAGAGCGACAAGAUGAUUCCCUGCGCCUCACUGUGGUUACCCUGCCAUGACCACUUGUUAAAAAUCACUUGGAAUGAAUACUAUUACAGAGCUUUCUUCUUCACAUGGCGUUUUGUUCUAAAAAGGCCCUAUAUGAAACAAAAGGUAUUUGUUUCUAAUAGAAAACUGUUUUGAAUAUGCUCACAUAUUACACAUUUAUCUUCUGCUCUAGAAGAGAAGUACAUUUUUAAUGUUAAUAAAGCAAACACUAUUAUAGUUUAUGUGCAAUAACUGUUUAUAAUCUAUACAGUCAUAACGGUUCAAAUGGAAGAUAAUAACUGCAACCUAGAAGCUUGUGAUGUAGCCUUACAGCUCAUGUCCACAGCAGUCACACAAUGCAUUAAGUUCUGCACCAAAACUGUCGAUACCUUGUUAGGGAAAAAAAAUCUCGAUUCCCAGAGUGUUCUUGAUCCGUUGUUUACUUCUGCACUAGUACACAAAGGCUCUCCGGACUCUAUUUAACAAAGACGUCUCGGGAGCAUAACUUGCAAGACGUCCGUUCUACAUUGUAAUCACAGAUAUGCUAAUUAUUCUUUGUUCAAACAAAACAUUUUAUAAGUAUGAAUAUACGAGAACAUCUUUAGCAUAUAGCUGAUAACAUGAUAUUGUUUAGGCAAGGAGAUUAACUUAAAAAGGUGAAGUAGGAUGAUCUAAAGGUUAGUAAUGGUAUAUAUUCACGGUUUCGAGACUCAACGUCGGACGCAGCUUCCUAGGGAAGUGUCUGCACACUUUAAACCACACAAACCAAUCAGUGUCAUC
Molecule: messenger RNA, 2550 nt
Organism: Erpetoichthys calabaricus (reedfish)
Lineage: Eukaryota; Metazoa; Chordata; Cladistia; Polypteriformes; Polypteridae
Product: E3 ubiquitin/ISG15 ligase TRIM25-like
Exons: 6
Coding region: 53-1618 (521 amino acids)
Molecular function (GO): zinc ion binding; protein binding
Source: RefSeq, a predicted model, not a curated record